This is a messenger RNA of Drosophila ananassae, 1781 nucleotides long. RefSeq names its product protein swallow. The transcript has 2 exons. Bases 110 to 1531 code for a protein of 473 amino acids. Lineage: Eukaryota; Metazoa; Arthropoda; Insecta; Diptera; Drosophilidae. The record is from RefSeq and is a predicted model, not a curated record.
GACCAUCACUAACGUAACGGCAUAACGGUGCUUUUCCCGCCCAGGGAAGUGUGGAUUGGAAUUUGUUCAUUUCUUGCUGUUUUUUUUUUUUUGUUUCCCAAAAUAGAGGAUGAGUUCGGAGAGCCGGAACCUUCCAUUGGAGCACCUAGUGGAAUGUUUGGACAACCUGCUGGCCAAGAAGUCGCCUGGCGAUCAGCUGGGGGAGCUCGCGCAAAAGUCGCCCGCGCCAUGUUUGCCCGGCGACUGCGCGUCUGACAAUUCCUGCACCGAUGUGGCGAGCGAAACCCUAUCCGCAGUCCUCCACAUCAGGGAGAUGGACUCCUCCGAUGCGAAGACACCUCUGGGAAACGGGCACCGCAACAAGGCCGUGUCCUACCAGGACAUCCACUCCGCCUACACUAAGCGACGCUACCAGCAUGUGACCAGCAAGGUGGGCAAGUACAUAGCCGACAUCCAUGCCGAGGAUCAGGCGCGUCGCACAAGUGUCGCCAGUUUUGACCGGCAUGCCUCCAUGCCCGAGUCCCUGAACCCCAACUCCUUCAGCCCAGGCGAGCUGUACAAGAAGGACGAUUCGCUGACCGUCACCAGGGAGAAAGGUGACGCCUCCAACGAUCUGAGCUAUGAUCGCCUGAUGGAGGAGCUGAAGGCACUGCAUCAGGAGCAGGAACGCCAGCACUCCUACAACAACUAUCUGCAGGGAAAGCUCGACAAGAAGGUGAUGGAAACGAUGCAGCUGAAGAUGAACUUUGAGGUUCUGCGAACGGAGCUGACCGACUGCAAGAAGAAGCUGAACCGCUUUCAGGGGAACUCACUGCGAUCGCUCAACUGGUCGCCGGCGGCCACAACAAAGGCCACCCAAACGGACAGCCACAAGGAGCCAGUUACCUCCACAUCCUCGCCAGACUCCACUAUGAUUGAGAACUCAUCGUAUAACAACAGCGAUGCGUCCAACAUGCUGGCCAAGUACAACCCAGACGCAGGGCUACUUAAUUCUAUAGAAAGAAACAAUCAGGCUGCUAUAUCGGAGGACCUGACGUACGAGAGCUUCCGGGGCGUCGCAAGAGGCGGCGAGGUGAGCAGCAGCUCCAGGUCCGGCCUGGCACUGAACUCGCUGGAGAUCCUCAACUCGAGCGGCAAUGACUCCAUUGUCGAGGUGGACGCUUCUAUGUUUCCGUACCAUGCCCAGGACUGGCGCCAUCGCCGUCAUGCCGAAGCGGUCUACUAUUUCGAUAGGCGCCAGAAUCGGAUUAUAGAAGUGAUGGCCAUCAACCUGAGCCAGUUGAACAGCCGCAGCCAGAGUCUCGGACACAGUCAGGGGGAGGGGCAUCCAGUUACCGACUCCCAGUCGGUCAUCCAGUUCCCCACAAAGCAGCAGCGAUCGCUGGCCAGUCGCAUGAUGAAUUUUCUGGGACCGUGUGUCCGAUGCAGUGCAUCCGAUGAAUCCAUCUCAGCUGAAAUGAAAUCACGUCCCAAGGGCCUACCCAUUCCGGAGGACGAAGACACCUCCUUGAAGAAGACUAAUCGUCGCUAAAAUCCACAUAUUUCUGUUUCUAUUAUGUAUUAUCUGUUUAUUUUAUUUUUCCCUUUGUUUCUCCAUUCUCGCGUUUGAAGUAUUUGAAAAUACUAUAAAGAAUUAUUUAAGUACCGAGCUGGGCUAGCUGGAUUAGGCCGAGCUUUUAUUUUAUUUGUUUAUUUUUGUUCCUCAUAUGUUGAAUAGUUUCUUAUAUGUAUCCAUGUACAUUUCUUUCAAGAAAUCUCAAUAAUAAAGUUUAUAAAUUAAA